Messenger RNA from Sporisorium graminicola, 1659 nucleotides. RefSeq lists its product as uncharacterized. The transcript has a single exon. Gene Ontology annotation, biological process: endoplasmic reticulum to Golgi vesicle-mediated transport; intra-Golgi vesicle-mediated transport; endocytosis. The record is from RefSeq and is a predicted model, not a curated record. The coding region runs from base 1 to 1659 and encodes 552 amino acids. NCBI's taxonomy places the organism in Eukaryota, Fungi, Basidiomycota, Ustilaginomycetes, Ustilaginales, Ustilaginaceae. Gene Ontology annotation, molecular function: GTPase activator activity. Gene Ontology annotation, cellular component: Golgi apparatus.
AUGAACAGCAAAGCAGCUCAAGACCGACAACAGCGCAUCCUGCUCGACCUCGUCCGUCAGCCGGGCAACGAUGUCUGCGCGGACUGCAAGGGCCGCGCACCCAGAUGGGCCUCGUGGAAUCUUGGCAUCUUCAUCUGUGUCCAAUGCGCUGGCGUGCAUCGCAAGAUGGGUGUGCACAUCUCCAAGGUCAAGUCCAUCACGCUCGACACCUGGACGCGCGAACAGGUGGAUAGGAUGAAGGAGAUGGGCAAUAUCAAAAGCAAUCGCAAGUAUAACCCGGACGAGAUGCGAAACCGUCCGCCGACCAACAUGGAAGAAAGCGAGAGAGACAGCGAGCUCGAAAAGUACAUCCGCAGAAAGUACGAGUUUCGCAGAUUCAUGGAAGGCCGUCCACCGCCGGUUCCAUCCAAAGAUGUCACUUUCCUCACCUCGCCUCCACCGUCCAGCGGGCGCGCUGGUGCACCCAGGUCGCCCGUCGACUCGACGCCCUUCUCCGACUCAACCUCUCGGCUCACAGACGCCAGCAGCAUUGCGCGAUCUCGCACAGCACCCAUCCCGUCUACCUGGAGUGAGGCGCAACAACGAGCCAAAGCCAACGCUCCUCCUCUUCCCAGCGCAGCAGCAUCUGCUUUUCGUGCGGCAAGCGGUUCGUAUGUCAACGGCGCAGCAGCAUCAACUUCAUCAACAACGGCAUCAGCCCAGCCGUCGUUGCAGCUUCCCAGCACCGCUGUUCCUUUGCGCACUUCGAGCGCACUUAAUGCCAGGAAUGGAAGCUCUGUAGCUUCAGCAUCCAAGCCUUCUACCUCGACAGCGCAGUCGAGUGUGUUUGACGACCUCAUCUCGCUCUCUGAGCCAAGCGCGCAAACGACAGCCCAGCAGCCACCUCUGCAGAUGAAUCCGUGGGCCUCGAUACAGGCGCAGCAGCAAGCGGUCCUCAGUGCCCCUGCCAUCCAGGAGCCGAACGGGAACUUUUGGGCCGGGCAGACCGGCUCCAGUGGCGCUGCUUCACCAAUGAGUCCAUUUGGGGUCAGCCCUUCGAACCAUGCCAGCGCGAUGACCCAGAUGCGCAACGCGCCGCAGCAUGCCAACACGGCGCCUUCACUUGGCGUCGCUUCGCCACAAGCGCAAAUCAACGCGCAGGCGACAGGAAUGCUGAGCCCAACCAAUGGUAUGAUGUACCCGCAAUAUCAGCAGCAGCGGAGUGCCAGUCUCGGCACCAUGGCGUUCUCGACAUCUCCAUUAGCAUCGCCAGGCUUCGUUCAAGGCAACCCUUUCAGUGGUGCGCAGUCAGGAUUUGCAACGUCGAUGCCGCAAACAGCCAAUUUUACAGGAGUCAAUGGCCAGUUCCAGCAACAGCAGCAGCUGGGCCAAGCCGCUUUUCAGACGCAGUCGACCAUGCUCAGCCCGAGUCAUGCUUUCUACGGUCAACAACAACAACAACAACAACAGCAGCAGCAGCAGCAACAGCAGCAGCAGCAGGCUGCAAUGCAAAUGCAGGCUGCGGGCAACGGUGUAGGCCACUUUCAGUCGUCCAUGAUGCCAAACGGCUUCGGUCAACCAGGACAGUAUAGCAGCGCGUUCAUGCAACAGCAGCAACCGCAGCAGCAGCAGCAGCAAAAUCAUACCCAGCAAGGAUCGCCAUUUGGCAACAUGUGGUAA